CGAAGGCAGAUGCACAAAAAUGACGAGAAGGAAAGCACGAGGUCGCGGCUCUGCAUCCGGUCCUUGCUCGUCGCAGACCACAAAGAAAGACCGAAGGAGAAUGAAGCUCGCAGGCGGCGCUUCGUCGGUCGAUUCGCGAAGAGGGAGUAGUCUCCGGGUCGACGAGACUGAAGAGGGAGGGCGUGAAGAAGCAGCGAAGUUUUGCUCGUCACUUCCGGAUGCGAGGUGUAAGGUCCGGGCGUUGCAAGAAGCGGUAGUAGCGAAGACGAGGCCAUCUGAUCUCUGUGGUCGAUGCGAACAGCAGAGGAAGAAAACGAGGGGAAAGGGGGUCCGAUGGGAGUCCGGUCGGCAGCCAUUCGUCGCAGGUGAGGAUCUCGGUGGUGUUUGCUCGAAAAUCACGAUGUUUCCCCUUUUUUUUGGCAGUUCUGAAUCAACCACCGGGAAGGAAAAGUAAACAAAAUCGUGUUGUUGUUAUUCCUGUUUGCUGGUAUACCCGAAGUCAAGAAUAAGAGUAUUCUUGUCGAUGUAGGAUGAAAGGAAAUAUGGAGGUUUAUUAACAGGAAACGUAGAAGAGAAGGGUGUUAGGGGCUGUUCCUGUGACAGCUUCAAUUGAGAAAAGGAAACACGUUUUCUUUUGAGUUUGAGUGUAGUAUUUUCCAUUGUGUGUAGAAUUGGAUGCUUUGUUAUUUGGAUGUAAACUUUUGGGUUUUGGCUGUAAUUUUUAUAUAAUUGGUUUGAUUUUUAUGGUUUUUGGCUGUAAUUUUUUAUAUAAUUGGUUUGAUUUUUGAUUGUUUUUAUAUAUUUUGUUUUUUCUUUGGGUGUAAAUUGAAGCAACUUAUGGUUUUUGGCUGUAAUUUUUAUAUAAUUGGUUUGAUUUUUAUGGUUUUUGGCUGUAAUUUUUAUAUAAUAGGUUUGAUUUUUGAUUGUUUUUAUAUAUUUUGUGUUUUCUUUGGGUGUAAAUUGAAGCAAAAGUUUUUUCCUAUGCGUAUGUAUUUAGUUUAUAACUUUGUGCUUAUAUAAUUGGUUUGAUUGUUUUUAUAUAUUUUGUGUUUUAUGUUUAUAGCUUUGUGUAUUGAUUUGUACAAUUUACUCCAUGCGUAUGUAUUUAGUUGAAUUUGGAUAUGUAUUGAUU
Lactuca sativa (garden lettuce) is the source of this 1132-nucleotide messenger RNA. Lineage: Eukaryota; Viridiplantae; Streptophyta; Magnoliopsida; Asterales; Asteraceae. The record is from RefSeq and is a predicted model, not a curated record.